CUUGAUGAUGGUAUAAAAUUCUAUGAGGCUAUAAACGGUGUCAUAUUAUCACCGGGAAAUGAUAACGGUUAUUUAGACAUAAAAUACUUUGAAAAAGUUAUCAAAGUCGAUACUGGUGAGCAAAUCUACCCAUGAGAGAUGGAAGCUUGUGGGGCCGCCCCCGCCUCCGCAGCCGCGCCGCCGGCCGCAAAGCCCGCGCCCCCCGAGCCGCGCGGGGCCCCCGCACCCCCCCACCUCGCUAGCCAGGCGGCACCCUUCACUCGCGCACUUGCAACCCCCCACCGCGGCCCCGGCCCCCCCGGUGCGGGCCCCCGUCACCCCGGCCCCACCGGUGCGGGCCCCCGUCCCCCCGGCCCCCCCGCUGCGAGCCCCCGUCGCCCGGGCCCCCCCGGUGCGAGUCCCCGGCCCGCCGGGGAAGGCUCGCCCGCCCGCCAGUCCCGGCGCCGGCCCAUCCGCAACCAAGAUGCUAACGAUGAUCCCGGCAGCUACGCAUGCAAAGCACAGGUUUCUGGGUUCCCGCCGUACACGCAGGUCAUCGACCUGAUCCGCCUGUUCUCCCGGUUUGGCACGGUGCGCGUGGACAAGCUCAACAACGGGGCUUCCUUCGCGCUCCUCACCUUCGCUAACGAACACGAGGCACGGGCCGCUAUACAGGCAAGCAAAAAAGUUAACAUAUAUGGGGAAUUUCUGCAUGUGAAACCAUUCAACUAUCACAUGGCAAACAGAUUGACUCCGAGGCCUCGAGACUUCACUAGGAGCAAACAGAAAGGUACUAUAGUGGAGCCGUCAGAGAUCGACCUGUCUGGGGACUUCCACAUGCAGCUGGAGCGUCUGUUGGCGGUCGUCAGGUUGACGCAGGACGAGGCCUCCUCGUUGGCGCAGCUCUACACGGACGUGGAGGACUGUCUGCGGGCGCAAUGGCCGGGUUGCACGGCGAUGCCGUUCGGGUCCAUCACGACGGGGCUGGGCAUCAAGUCGAGCGACGCGGACUGCUACGUGCACGUGGGCGCACGGGCCGGGCGCGGGCGCGCCGCGUCGCCGGGCGCGGGCCGCGUGCAGCUGGCGCGGCGCCUGCUGGCGGCGCGCCCGCACGUCUUCGCCGAGAUCCUGCCCAUCCCGCGCGCCAACACGCCCAUCGUCAAGUUCUUCCACCUGCCCACGCAGACCAACUGCGACCUCAGCUUCAAGACCCCGCUGGGCGCCCAGAACAGUAAGCUGAUAGCCUUCAUGCUGCACUCGGACCCCCGGCUGCUCCCGAUGGCGGUGACGAUAAAAUACUGGGCGAAGGUUCACGAUCUCUCGGGGACGGGGAAGCUCACCAACUACGCGCUGACCAUGAUGAUCAUCUUCUACCUGCAGCAGCCCCCGCUGGCGCUCCUGCCGGCGGUGUCUUGGCUGCAGCGCGAUCCCAACGACGCCAUAAUAGUGGACAACUGGAACACGGGCUUCAUGGACAACAGAGACCUCCUCCCGCCGACUCAGUGCUCCGCCACUUUACCUGAGCUCAUCGGAGGAUUCUUCGAGUUCUACUCCAUGUUUAACUUCGACGACAUGGUCGUCUGUCCGUUCAUCGGCACCCCCAUCAAGAAAGACCUCUUUAAAGACCUCCGCUUGUUACCGAAAGAGUUUGACAGAUAUAAAAAUAAUAUCAUAAAUAGUUACGUGUUGCCGAUGAGGUUCACGACUCCGAUCUGCGUGCAGGACCCCUUCGAGCAGAGCCACAACGUCGCGUCCGCCAUCACCUCCAGGCUCGCUGUGGAGAUCAAGACGUACUUCAAGUUCGCAGCGAACGCUUACGAGAAGGAGAAACCGAACGACUACAAGGACUUUCUGAAGACUAUCUUACUCCAGAAACCGAAAAUCGUGAGGUCGAAGGCUCACCCGGAGUACAGGAUCAACUUGUUCCCGAGGAUAAUCCUUAACAUCGCGACUCCAGACUGGAAGGCCGUCGUGAGAGACGUCGCCUUCGCUAUAUUCGAGACCAUGCUCAAGGUGAAGCUCGGAAAAGUCGAAGAGAAGGUCAACCCCGAUUCCAAGAAGGAGAAGGAGAAAUAUAUGGGAACGAUAACGAAGGCUAUUUGGAGGAGGAAACAGUUCUCGAGACUGUACGGAUUGAUGACCCUCGACUUCCAGGACAAGCAGACGAAAAUCACAGAGGAGAUCAUGAAUGUCGAUAAACAGAUGUUCAACCUGCAGUUCCAAGUAAUAGUGACGUACGCACACGACCCCAAGAGUGCCGUAGUAUCAGUCAAACUGACCAACGGCGAUACGGAAGCCUUUAAAGAGUUCGGUAAAUUCUUCAUCUCGGUGGUGCAGAAUUGGUUCAUGGUGAUGAUCAGGCCGUUCACUAGGCAGACGGGGCCGGACACGGCCGCUAAGAUAGCGGAGACUAUCAAGAUGCUCGACAGUAACUUGGAAAACAAUGAUUUGGAUAGUGACGAUGAUGAUGACGCCAACGAGAAUGUUAUAGAAAGUGCAGAUGGUCCUGACAGUGCGAGCGACGAGGGCGAGGCGAGCGCGGAGGCGGGGGCGGCCGGGGGGGCGGCGGGGGCUGCCGCCGCGGCCCUCGACGCUCAUUCACCUUAGACUUGCCUUGUUAAGACAGACGCUUUUACUACACAGUAUAAAGUUGUAUCAAUAGAAUUAGUCAAUACAAUCUAUUUUAUUAGUAAGUGAAGCAA
Molecule: messenger RNA, 2681 nt
Organism: Pectinophora gossypiella (pink bollworm)
Lineage: Eukaryota; Metazoa; Arthropoda; Insecta; Lepidoptera; Gelechiidae
Exons: 6
Coding region: 139-2586 (815 amino acids)
Molecular function (GO): RNA uridylyltransferase activity; RNA binding
Source: RefSeq, a predicted model, not a curated record